CCCACACCCUCUCCCCGCGCUCCCGCCUCUUCCGCGCGGCUUCUCCCCGCCCCCGCACUCCUGCCCCGCACCCCUUCGCCGCGCCUCACACCUUCUACCUGCUCCUGCCGCUUCCCUGCGCCCUGUCUUCGCGCUCGACCCCCAUCCCUUCCCCGCGCUCUCAACCCGCGUUCCUCCUUUUCUGCGCCCUCACCCUUUUCCCGCGCGUUUCCCUCUCCCCGCGCCCCACCGUCUCCCACGUCCGCCUCUGCGUCCUUCUCCGCGCCCCACCUUCUCACCGAGCCUGAACCCGGGUCCCGGCCCGCAUCCCCCUACCCAGCAACCAGGCUCCACCGCCAUGAAGGUGAAGAUUAAGUGCUGGAAUGGCGUGGCCACUUGGCUCUGGGUGGCCAACGACGAGAACUGUGGCAUCUGUCGGAUGGCCUUUAAUGGCUGCUGCCCGGACUGCAAGGUGCCGGGCGACGACUGUCCCCUGGUGUGGGGCCAGUGCUCCCACUGCUUCCACAUGCACUGCAUCCUCAAGUGGCUCAACGCACAGCAGGUGCAGCAGCACUGCCCCAUGUGCCGCCAGGAAUGGAAGUUCAAGGAGUGACACGGCCCCUCUGGGCUGUGACAGGGUUGACACGAGGACUGGAGCCGCCUUUGUUUUUCAUCACGCGUUGACGCUUUUAUCCAAUAAAUAAAACUCACUGAAUUGCCUGA
This is a messenger RNA of Panthera uncia (snow leopard), 702 nucleotides long. It is a transcript of the gene ANAPC11, whose product is annotated as anaphase promoting complex subunit 11. Gene Ontology annotation, molecular function: cullin family protein binding; zinc ion binding; ubiquitin protein ligase activity. Gene Ontology annotation, biological process: protein ubiquitination; positive regulation of mitotic metaphase/anaphase transition; anaphase-promoting complex-dependent catabolic process. Lineage: Eukaryota; Metazoa; Chordata; Mammalia; Carnivora; Felidae. The record is from RefSeq and is a predicted model, not a curated record. The coding region runs from base 338 to 592 and encodes 84 amino acids. Gene Ontology annotation, cellular component: anaphase-promoting complex; nucleus. The transcript has 3 exons.